This is a messenger RNA of Cladocopium goreaui, 4209 nucleotides long. The record is from the annotation of a GenBank genome assembly. Lineage: Eukaryota; Dinophyceae; Suessiales; Symbiodiniaceae.
AUGUCCAACCUUUGCUUUCGCGCGCUCAUCUCAAGGGGGUGGGCUGCGGAGUGGCGAUUGAGCCAUUGGCGUCUUGGAAAAGGUGCAGGGCAUCUUUUGGUGGCUACGCUUGGUCAGGGUGCCAAUCACAUUGGCAGCGGAGUCCUGAUCCACGGGACUUGGAGGAAAAGGACGGCUUGGAGUCAGGUGAAAUCGAUCGAUCCAACAAAGCUCACGGAGGCUGAGGGCUACAAGGUGCUCUUGGGGGCAUUGUCUACCUGGGAGGAAUCAGCUGAGCUUCAAACGUAUGACCUGUUUGAGAAGGCGUUCUACAAGACGCUACAGAAGCAGGAUGAAACAACAAUGUCCUAUGUCAACCGUAUCAAUGUGGCUUUCACAGAGGUUGGAGAGGACACCACGGUCAAGCAGGUCAAAGCUUUCGUGCUCCUGAGGCAGAGUGGGUUGAGUGCAGAGGAUAAGAAACGAGUGAUAGCAAUGGCAGAUGGGUAUGAUCCAACAAAGAUGGAGAAUGCAAUGAGGGCACUCUCUACCAAGGUUUUGAGUCAAGGAGAAGUGAGCCGCAAGAAGAUCUACCCGAUCAACUAUGUGGAUGAAGAUGCCGAGGAGAUCAAUCAACUACAUGAUGAUGAACCUGAUGAGGAGUCAGUCAUGGCUGCUCUGUUGGAAGAAGGAGACGAAAGUGCGAUGGUGGUCCAAGAGUUUGAGGAGAACAUCAUUCAGGUGUGCCAAGACAGCCCGGAGUUAGCUAUGGCCUUUUCGGCUUACCAAGAUGCUCGAGCUCGACUUCGUGACAAAGCGAGGAACCGUGGGUUCUGGCCUCUGAGACAAGGAGGUAAAGCAAAGGGCAAGUCGAAAAACGGCACCGGCAAGGGGUUUGGGAAGAACCGCCAAACGCUGGCGGAGCGCAUAGCGAACUCCAACUGUCGCAUUUGCGGCAUGAGGGGACAUUGGCGCCAAGAAUGUCCUCAACGAGAUCGUCAAAGUCCUGCUGCAGAUGCCAACCUGCUGGUCGAGGAGAAUGGCAACUCCGACACCGAACUGGUCUCUCAGCUUCCCACGAAUGUGGAAAUCAGCAUGUGGCAGGCCUGCUUGCCACUCUUCCUGAAAGCCAUCAAAAAUUGGUUCGUUGGCAGAAGUCGGAACAACAAGGGUUUGUUCACUGUUGCAUUGACUGAACUCAUUGAAGCCGCCAGUGAAAUCGAAGGGAGGUUUACUGUUCACUUCAGCAGCAGCAAAAGCAGACACCAGCAGCUGAAGUGGCUCAACCUCAAUCUGAACGAGAUCCCAAUUUCCGCAAUUCGUCUGACUUGUCCCUCGGUGUGUCUUCACAUGGCGCUGCCGAAGGAAAUGUUUCUGAACAAGGGCGAGGUGACCUAUGCUAUGAAUGUGGGCCCCAAUCUCGAGAUGCCCCUGACAGCCAAAGAGGAUCCGAGUUUGAGUUUCGAUCAAGGGCCAAUUGUCCAGCAUCGACGUCCACCCGGAGUGACCAAUCUGCAACAAUGGGGCGAGAUGAAGUUGCCAGAGGGCAAGUGGAAAGGACAUUCCUUUGCGGAGGCAUAUCUCCGCGACAACAAGUAUGUGAGCUUCAUGGCCUCUCACAGCAGACUCACAUCAGCAUGGGCCCUGAGCUUUCACCAAUAUGCUCGUCUUCGCCUUCAAGCAGAAGUCGACCACAGGGACAAGAUGUUGAAGAUCGAGCAAGAGAAGGAACACCAUCUACGCCAGCUGGUUGCAACAGCAACCACGGGGGCACUCCAGCCUUGUCAUCGGGAAUGGGAACUGCUCUCCACGCCCAAGUCAGUGGAUCCAGAAGUGAAGAGUCAGAGCAGUCAUGGGCCGAUGAAGAGAAGUGCCAUCGAGGUGGAAGAACAAAUGGAUAUGCAAUUCGAUCUGGAAAAGGAGACCAAGGAGGACAAGAUGGUGCGCCUUGCGAUCCUGCAGCGCGAGGUGGACAAGAUUCAGCAGGUCAUCUUGGAGGAGAAGCCCAAGGAAAUUUGGGUUGCGCCGGAUUGCAAGUACUGGGGCAACUACAGCCGUCGCAACAUGGGAAUGAAGGUCAGGAGGAUUGAGGUAUGUCGAGGGACGGAGCGUUUGAGAGUUCCUGAUCCGAGUGUGGAUCAAUCGGAGAUUCCCCUGCGUGUGACCGUGGUCAAAGACCGCAGCUCUGGUCAAGCACAAGUCUUGGGUCCACCACAGACAGUGUACCUGGAUCCCGCGGCAGAGUACAGGAUGGCCAUUGCGAAACACAAAGAGAUUGGUGCUUGGUUGAAGCACUCCACAGUUCGCAAGGUUGCUAAAGGGAAAAUCCCCGAAGCAUCAAUCAUGAGGUGUCGUUGGAUCCUGUCGUGGAAGAGUGCAUCCCCAGCUGACCAUCCAAAUGAUGUGUCAAAUGGACAGAAAGGAAAGGCCAGGCUAGUGGUUGUUGGUUUUGAGGACCCUGGUAUUGGUGUUGUUCAGAACGACAGUCCUACGUUGUCAAAGGAUGGUCGGCAAAUGAUUGUUCAACAGGUCAGUAGCCAUGGCUGGGAUCUUAUAUCCUUUGACAUAUCAACAGCCUUUUUGCAUGGCGAAGGGGAUGGCCGUUUGCUUGGAAUUCAUCCACCACCGGAACUGGCAGAAGCACUUGGCAUGGCUGAAGGUGACCAGUGUCAGCUCAUGGGCGGGGCCUAUGGUAGGGUCGAUGCCCCCUAUUUGUGGUUCUGCAAGUUUCGUGACACAUUGCUGAGUGAGGGGUUCAAACAGUGUCCAAUGGAUCCUUGUGUUUUCACCCUCACUUCCAAGGACAGUUCCGGGAAAAUCAUUGUCCAUGGCUCGAUUGGAGUGCAUGUUGAUGAUGGGAUAGGAGGUGGUGAUUCCAAGUUCAUGGACGCUUUGAACAGGAUUCGAAAACAUUUCAAUUUUGGUUCCUUUGAAAAGGGGUCUUUCACUUUUACGGGGAUACGUUUCAAGCAAUGGGAUGAUAAGAGUGUUGAGUAUGACCAAAUUGAGUACAUCGAAAGGAUUCAGCCUCUUGAAAUUCCUCGUCAUCGUAGGACCCAACUCAAUAGCCAGAUCACUGCGGAAGAAACAACGCAGCUCAGAAGUUUGGUAGGGGCUUUGCAGUACGCUGCGGUCCACGCGAGACCGGACUUGGCAGCAAAGAUUGGAGAGCUCCAGGCAUGUGUUCCAAAGGCCACUGUUCAAGAUUUGAUUGGUGCAAACAAGGUUCUUCAUGAGGCCAAGGUGAACCAGGUCACAAUUAUGGCUGUUCCCAUUGCUCCAUCACUUGUUUCCUUUUGUGCCUUUUCAGAUGCCUCCUUUCUUUCUGGAAAAGAGAAAUAUGCUCACCAAGGUGGUCUUGUGUUUGCAACAACUCCAGAACUUUUAGAAAACCGAAAAGCGGUUGUUGCUCCGGUUGCCUGGAUCAGUAAAAAGAUCCAUCGGGUUACCCGAAGCACUUUAGGUGCUGAGGCCAUAGCGUUGAGUGGAGCAGUUGACAGGCUUCUAUGGAUCCGCUUGCUGUGGGAGUGGCUCAAUAACCCUGAAGUGGAUUGGAGGAGUCCCGAAGAAGCACUUUGCAAGGCCCGAAGGGCAUCUCUUGUCACGGAUUGCAAAAGCGCUUAUGAUUUGUUGACAAGAACGGCUCUGCCACAGUGUGAAGAGCAUCGGACCACCAUAGAAUGUUUGCUGAUUCGUGAACGACUGCAGUCAAACUGCACGGUACGUUGGGUGACUUCCAAUGCUCAACUGGCUGACUGUCUUACCAAAAGUAUGGAUUCCACUGUUCUAAGGGAGUGUUUACGUAGUGGGAAGUAUGCUCUCUAUGAUGAGGGAAGGAUUCUUCAACAGAGGUCAGACAAGAAACAGCGGCUGAAAUGGGCAAAAGAAGUCACGUCAGAAAUCAAUGAAGUUCCAACGAAUUCAGUUGUCCCUUUGGAGGACGCUUGGGAAGUCAAUUCACAAGGACAGGUCAUCCGAAUUCACCAUGUUCCCCGAAGAAGAUUGUUCUCACCAAUAGGGGUAGCUGGCUGUCCGGUAGAUAUCCGGGAGCUUGGAGUCCAAAGGGUUACUAUUGGAAACGCAUCCAACGGGGAACAAUGGAAUGAAAAGGAUUUUUGGCCAGGUUCACGUGGUCAUGCUGUCACACCUUUCAGUUGGACUGGUAGGACUAUUUUUCAGAUUAAGGGGAGUGUGAAAUCUACUCAAUUUCCAGGUCCAACUGUCAACUGA